AUGAAUGAGCACAAACAAAAACUCAGAGAAGUCCAGAUUCUUCUACACAGACUGUUUGGAACAUCCAACAAGGAGAUAAGAAGGAUUUUAGAUGAGUUACCAUCAUCUCCGACAUCGGAAGGUAUUUUAGAUAUAUUUAGGCUUCUCUUCAGCCUAGGAAAGUACAGCAACAGGGAGAUGCUGUGUUUUUUAGAUGCAUUCCAGAGGUUUGUAUCGGCAUGCCAUGUAGAUAUAGGCAGUGUUGGAAGCAAAAUAGUGGAUCUUAAAUUCACACCUUCUGAAAAGGACACGGAUGCUGCCAUUCUCAAGUAUUUUGAGGUUAUAAACACAAUGGCCGAGAAUAUCUCACAAGAGUCCUCGAGGAGCGUGUUCAUCAGGUAUAUGUUUAUACUUUCCCAUAAUGUUGUAAGCAAGGGGGCACAAGGUGAAGUGCUUGAGAGAUUCAAGGUGUUUCUUGAAAAAAAGAAGGAGUUUCUAAGGCUCUUUGCUGAUAGAAAGAUGUACAAGGACAUUGGAUGCACAGAAGAUUUGAUUGCGAAUUUCUGUGACCUCUUCAAUGACGAAGAAAUGGUUGGGGUUGCAUUGGAGUGUAUUUCCCUUAGAGGAUUUGCAAUAAAUAGAACCCGAAGUAGAUAUCUGUUUCAGAUGUACUACCAUGAACUUCCUAGGUGGUACAUAACGGGGCUGCACGAUUCAUUGAUUCCAUAUUUGUAUUAUGUCUUUGAUAGAAUCGGGAUCUAUAGAAACGUUUCUGAAGAAGUAUACAAGGAACUAAGUGGGCAAGAGAUAAUAAGAGCCAUGGAUGAAGACAUGAAAGGCGAGGUUUCUUCUGAAGAGUGCGAUAUACUUACAAACAACCUUGGACAUCGGAGUGUAAUGCAAAACGGAAGAAUGACCGGGGUGAGAGAAGAUAUAAGAAAGUUUAAUAAAACAGGGUGCUUGGAGCACAUGUUUGAGAAAUAUGGAAAGCAGAUGAGCCUUGAGCUUUUGAGGUACUUUGAGGAAACGGACCUGAAGAAAUUGGGAGCCUUUCUGUGCAAGCUCAAGAAUGAGGCUUACUUAAGAAUAUUUGCAGAUACGUUUGAUUUUUUCGAUAUGGCUGUUCUCGAUGGACUCCGAAUGUUUCUUCUUUCUUUCUACCUUUCUGCAGAAGGCCAAGUGAUUCACAGAGUUAUUGAGGUCUAUGCUGAUAAGUACUAUCUGGACAAUGCAGGGAGGUGUACAUUUAUGGAUAUAGAUAAGGAUAACAAGACAAAAGAGUUUGUGUUCAAUCUUUCAUUUUCGUUUCUUGUUCUUAACACAAAGUUCCACAAUCCUAAUGUAAAGGCAAAACCCACGUUUAAAGAUUACAUGAAGGAUUUUACGGCAGAAGAGAUUCCUCUUUCGUUUAGGAUGGAAUAUCUUGAGUCGAUGUACCAAUCCAUCAAGAAGAAACCUUUAGAGUUUCCUGUUAAGAACCAGGCUGGAAGGAACCACUAUAAAGUAUUCAAGAAAAUAUGCAGGAGACUUGGGGAGAUGGCUGGCGAGAAUAUACCUGGAAUGGAAAAUAAUUCUUUUCUUGGUCCUGAGCUUCCGGAGGAUGUAAAGAUCUGUACAUCAUGCAAGAUGGAGGCCCACCGAAAACUGUUCUCGGUAAACUUUAGAAGGUUUCUUCUUCUGGAUCCAAAACCAUUUUAUGAGAUAUGUAAUAAGCUUAGCAUGAUUCAUCCAUUUGAGGAGUAUCUGGAAGUCCACAAGGAAGACACAUUGAAGUUCAUAGAGUCCUUUAUCUAUUACUUUAGAAUGAAAGGAAAUGCAAGUCUUUAUGCCACUCUACUUGAUGUUCUUUCAAAGAUUGAUAAGCAGAGAAGUGGUAGUGUGCUUUCAGACUUCGGGAUUUCGUUUCUGAAGAAUUCUCCAGGAAAAGACAGAAUCCAGCAGCAAUAUAGAGAUGCAUACAGAAAGCUCUCGAAUGCGGAGAUCUGUGACUUAAGCCUUUUGUGCGACGGGCUUCGGAUUUUUCUAUCGAGAGAGAUGCCAGAUGGAUCGCACAGCGAAGAAGAUGUAAGCUUGCAGAGAAGAAAGCAGAAGUCUGCUGGGUUUGUGAGGAGUAUGGUUGUUGAUAUUCUUAAGAAAAACAUUACAAAGGUAGAAGACAUAUCUAUGCUUGAUGAUGAGAGUGUUGCUUCUCUGCUGAGGAAGUGUGUUGAUAUAGGAAACAAGGAGAAAUUCCACCAUAUAUCCAGGUUCUCCACGGAUGAAAAUCUGCUUAGCCUCUUCAGGUGGGUUCUUGAAGAAAGCCCUAAAUUCAUAGACAACGAUAUUCUCGAAGUAUUUAAGAGGAUUCCCAUCUUCAAUGAGAAUGGAUUCCGCUGUGUUCUACUUCUGCAGAACAACGGAUUUGACAUGUUUGAUUUUGUUGUCACAGUGAAAUAUGAAAGUAUUGUCUGCAGAGCAAUCAAUGCUCAGGAAUGGGAGGAUGGAGAGCAACCAGACCAAUCCAGGCUUGAGUUUUCUGUAAAGGAUACAUUAGAAUGCUAUGCCAUCGAGGAGAGAUAUGAAGAAAGCCUGCAGAAUCCUUCGAAUCUGUUCCACUUCUGUAUGUCUUCAAGCUCUGUUCUGAACCAAUCGAAGGUAAGGCUGAUCCAUAAGUCUAGAUGUCCUUUGAAAGAGGAGAUAUUCGGGGCCGAGGAGAUGGACAAAAGACUGAUAUACCUGAUAAAGAAGGCAGACGUGAUGAAUAGCAAGGAUAUAGCCAACUAUGUGCUUUGGAUUGUGAAUCUAUUGUCUUCAAGCCUUCCGCUUCUAUCAAAGUUUUUUCUCCGAAACUUUGGCCUUCUUCUCACCUUGAAGAAUCAAGUAAUGGCAAACAACUUCAUCAAGAUAUUCUGUUCCAGAGUGUCCAAGGCGAUGAGCGGGUCUGAGCUGUGUUGCAGUUGUGGAUAUUCAUUGUUGAAUGAUGUGGAAAAGCUCAUCGAGAUGCUGCGGAAGUAUGAUCUUGCUUCGGAGAAAGAUUUUGAAUUCUACUUCAAUGGAAAAUAUGAGAUGAUAAAGAGUGGAGGAAUCAAGGUUGAUGAUAAAGAUGUGGUUCUAGUAAGGGUUGAGAAGAAUGAAAAUGAUAUAGAUGAAAGCAAUAAGGACACCCUAGAUACAGGAAAGGGAGAUGUGAAGGAAAAGACUGAUAUAGAAACCAAACCUGACUUUCAUUUAUAG
Encephalitozoon romaleae SJ-2008 is the source of this 3192-nucleotide messenger RNA. RefSeq names its product ARF guanine nucleotide exchange factor. Gene Ontology annotation, biological process: regulation of ARF protein signal transduction. Bases 1 to 3192 code for a protein of 1063 amino acids. The transcript has a single exon. Gene Ontology annotation, molecular function: guanyl-nucleotide exchange factor activity. Lineage: Eukaryota; Fungi; Microsporidia; Unikaryonidae. The record is from RefSeq and is a predicted model, not a curated record.